CCCGAUUAAGAUGCCUGAAGCGGCAGGUGGGCAAGCGCGGAUCGAGCCUAUCAUUCAGGCCUUUCAUCUGUUUUCAGCUCGACACGGUGUCGUGCUCGGGGUGUUCAUACCCACUGUGACCGCUGGAGCCGCACCACUGUUACCAGCCCUCGGAUACAGUGUCUGUAAUCAUGCAUAAGUGGAAGCGCCCUGCUUGCCACUAGAAUUCGUUCAAACGUGACGGUAAUCCCGGUAACCAGGCUCACCGCCUAAUGGAUCCCCUCCCAUUCCGCCCGUGUAUAGUGACCUCCACUCCUUUCCACAGGACGGAGGGGAGAGCGUGGUUAGGUGGGCACGCAUUUUGAGACAAGAGAAGCAGAGGGUUGAAUCCACUCUGUCUAUCUCUCAAGCGCGAGGACACUUUCCCAUCGCCACUUUAAUUAUUUUUGCUCCAUCAUCCCAUGUGGCCGGGACCUUCGAUGCCCCUUCGUAUGAGCUCCAGUAGGAGGUCUGAUCCAUGGAAAGGACAUAGCUGGCGGCCCCGCCGACCCAAUAAGACGCGAGAAAAGCUACUCCGU
Molecule: messenger RNA, 557 nt
Organism: Aspergillus welwitschiae
Lineage: Eukaryota; Fungi; Ascomycota; Eurotiomycetes; Eurotiales; Aspergillaceae
Exons: 2
Coding region: 11-178 (55 amino acids)
Source: RefSeq, a predicted model, not a curated record